This is a messenger RNA of Strongylocentrotus purpuratus (purple sea urchin), 2199 nucleotides long. RefSeq lists its product as uncharacterized. Gene Ontology annotation, molecular function: ubiquitin-protein transferase activity; zinc ion binding. Gene Ontology annotation, cellular component: chromatin; nucleoplasm. The transcript has a single exon. The record is from RefSeq and is a predicted model, not a curated record. NCBI's taxonomy places the organism in Eukaryota, Metazoa, Echinodermata, Echinoidea, Camarodonta, Strongylocentrotidae. Bases 151 to 2199 code for a protein of 682 amino acids. Gene Ontology annotation, biological process: positive regulation of DNA-templated transcription.
CUUGCAAAACUUCUGAACUUCGGGGAUCGUCGUAAGAUCAGAAGUUUUGCCCCUCGAUUUUAAGACAAAGGCCUGGGCCACUUCGCAGCUACUUCUUCGAGGGUUUUACAUUCCAGCAGUUGAAUUGUCAAUGAUAACCAAUACAGAAAUAUGGCAUCUGCAGAUCCAAAUAUGUUUGCGCUGCUUCGUGAAGAUGUGAAGUGCGCCAUCUGUCUAGAACAGCUCAAAAAGCCUCGUUUGCUCAUAUGUUUUCACAGUUUCUGUGAGAAAUGCCUGGAGAAAUAUUAUAAGGAAGAACAGUCUAGCAUUGGGAAGAUUGCAUGUCCGUUAUGUGACGAAGAGACCAUUCUCAACGAUGCGGGAAUAUUAGGCCUGAGGCAUGACUUUCGCGCCAUGACCCUGAUAGAACGACUGGAGAAAGAGAAGCCAAAGCAACAGCAGAAGACGGAGAAAGUGAUUAACAAACUUUGUGAGGUUUGUGGUAACAUUGAUUCAGAUACGGCAUCGCCCUUCUUCAACUGUACCGAGUGCAAGCUAGCUUUGUGCAUGGCAUGUAGUAAGAAGCAUAAGCACCACUGCAUUGCAGACAUAUCAAGCAGAACACCUGUCGCCGGGAUGGAUCUGGAGAAUAAUGAUGAUCCAGAUGGGAGGAUCUUUUGUGAGAAACAUGGAGGGAAGAAGAAAGAGUUGUUCUGUACAUUUUGUCUCAUUCCAGUCUGUCAGGUGUGUUCUAUCAAUGAACAUCGUCUUCAGGAAAACCAUAAGUGUGUAAAGGUUGAAGAUUUUGUCCCGAUGAUGCGCGAGAAAAUACAAUCACGAAUGUCAAGACUGGCUCAAGUGGGCGAACAGUGUGCGGCCAUUAUUCCCAUGAUUGAGAAAGCCGAAAAUCUGGCCAAGAAACAGAAAGAUGUUCUUGAUAAGCAGAUUGAAGACGAUUUUGAUGAAUACACCCAUUGUGUGAAAGUUAAGAAUGAAAAAUUCUUCGAAUUACGGAAUCAAACACUUAGUCAAUGGCAGAAGAUAAUAGAAGAUCGGACCAAAAUCAUAGAGAUAAUUCAGUUGAAGGCGGAAGAGACGCUAGAUCAGGGUGAGAACUACAGUCUUAUUGCUACCUUAUAUAACGGUCUUCUGGAAUCCCUUGACAGCCUUCUCUCGAAGGCGCCAGAGAAAUAUAUUCGCAAAACGAUCAAGAAAGUCAUGGAGGAAAGACAGCUUCAUUUCAGAUUGACGGACAACGGGUCUCCAAUUGAAGCUAAUUUGUUCACCAACCGUGAGGUAUGUGAGAAAAAGAGCAUCGACAUAGGCAUGCAGGUCCCAGGAGUGAUCAUCAAGGCCAUGAUAUUUACUCAUGAUGGGAGAGUAGCUAUUUUAGCGUCCCUUGCAGGACCUAGCACAACUGUAACCACAUCAAAGUACUACAUCGAAACAUGGCAGAAAAAAUACAAAGUAACAGAGGAUCGUCUGUGUCAAAUUGUUAGGUAUUUAGCAAUACUACAAACUACAGCUUCCUCAAAAGUGGCAACUAAAUUUGGCAUAGAGACAAGAAUCAUGGACUCCAAUACGUCUUCUUCGGAUUUUGCAUCGCUCUCAGACCUAAGGUUCGUGUUGGUUAAGUAUGAAAGCUGUCCUGGCAAACAAGCCCAUAGUGAUAUAUACCAUGUCAGGGAAUUACCUGGACCCAUAUCGGACGUGGCUACGGACCUUAAAGAUAACAUUUACUGCAGUGUUCCAAGCAGCAAAAAGAUAUAUGUCGUACGUAGCGACGGGCCCGUAACUAAAUCGAUUCCCACAAGCAACCUUGAGCCACAACGCAUUGCAAUUUGUCCACGGAGUCCUAACCAGAUCAUAUUCACCCACGGUUCAACAAAGAUCUCAAUCGUUGACUGGAGUGGAAAGCUUCUGAAGACCAUCACCCGUCCUGAAUGGAAAGAAGUUGCCAUCGGAUGCGACAACAACAAUAUACUCUAUGCCCUCUGGAAGAACGAAGCGGGGUUGAUAACUUUGCAAAGGUUCUAUUUGAAUGGAGACCCGUUGGAUACCCUCUUUCAAGGAGAAGCGCAUGGUUGUUCGAGACUUCUCCUAGCGGUAUCACCCAGUGGAACUGCAGCUGUUGUUACUGGUGAGGGCAGUGACUGCAAGGUGACGCUCAUUUCGACUGUGCGUGAAUUCACUGGCGACGAAACUUCCUUACCUAAAUAA